This is a messenger RNA of Aspergillus campestris IBT 28561, 1308 nucleotides long. Its product is annotated as protein kinase PKP2. Gene Ontology annotation, cellular component: mitochondrion. Gene Ontology annotation, biological process: regulation of glucose metabolic process; protein phosphorylation. The transcript is spliced from 3 exons. The coding region runs from base 1 to 1308 and encodes 435 amino acids. The record is from RefSeq and is a predicted model, not a curated record. NCBI's taxonomy places the organism in Eukaryota, Fungi, Ascomycota, Eurotiomycetes, Eurotiales, Aspergillaceae. Gene Ontology annotation, molecular function: pyruvate dehydrogenase (acetyl-transferring) kinase activity.
AUGCGCCCUCUGUGGACGCUCCGACACAGAUGCUGCGUCGCUGGCCGACGUUCAUAUUCCAGCCAUGCUGCACAGAGUGUGCCGCCAUGGCGCCCGGCUUCUAUUUUAGACGAAUGGGUGGAACGCGAGAUGCGACCCAUCAGUUUACGGCAAUUGACUUUCUUCGGGCGGACGUUGACGGAAGCGCGCCUGAUCAGCUCUGCGAAUUAUGUACGAACGGAGCUCCCGAGCAGACUGGCGCACCGCCUCCGAGAUAUUCAAAAGCUUCCCUACGUCGUAGUGUCCAAUCCCCAUCUGUCGCUCGUCUAUGAACUGUAUUACCAGGCGUUUGAGAGAUUUCGAACAAUUCCCGAGAUCAAGACUUUGGACGAUAAUGAUCGCUUUUGUGACAUUCUCCGAAAGACUUUGAAGGACCAUCUGGUGGUGAUUCCUCAAUUAGCAAUGGGUGUUUUGGAAUGCCGGGAUUUGUUGCCACGGGAAAUGGUUGACCAAUUCAUGAACACCUUGCUUCGGGCGAGGAUCUCCCGUCGCGUUAUUGCGGAGCAGCAUCUGGCUUUGACAGAAACUUUCAACUCCCCGUGGCACUUCGCGGGGCCUUUCGAUAAUGCCGAUGCGAACUCGGAGUACAUCGGAGAGGUAUUCCUGAAAUGCAAUGCCAAGGAGGUGAUCGAACGCUGUGGGAAACUCACGCAAGACAUGAUGCGGGGUAGCGCGGGAUCCGAUAAUAUUCCCGAGAUCACCGUCCAGGGCCAUUCGGACGCGACUUUUCCCUACAUGCUGAGCCACCUGGAGUAUAUCGUUGGUGAAUUACUGCGUAAUUCGAUCCAGGCGGUCAGCGAGAAGUACCGUAACUUGCCCGAGCGGCCGCCCCCGAUCGAAGUCCUUGUCUGCGAGGCGCCGCAGCAUAUUAUCCUGCGGAUAUCCGACCAGGGAGGCGGGAUCCCGCGCGAGAUACUCCCGUAUCUAUGGUCGUUCAACAAAGGACCUCAUAGUAAAGCUCGACUUCAGAAUCUCGAGCAGGUCCCCGCGAUGGCUGCAACCAUGCAAGAGUUGGCCGUGUCCAAAGAGAGAAAGCGCGAGGAUAAGGAAACUUUCCGUGAAGGAUCGCUCGACUCACUGACCUCGCGCCCUCCGAAUCUCCGACUCGGGAUGGGGCUCCCGAUGAGCCGGGUCUAUGCGGAAUACUGGGCGGGCAGUCUGGAACUGCACAGCCUGGAGGGGUACGGGGUGGAUGCCUUUCUCCAGAUCUCGAAGCUGGGCAAUAAGAACGAGCAGAUCACGACGAGAGCAUCAAUGGAUGCCGUGUGA